UGAUGCUCCACUCAUACUGUCAGUCACCUCUCACUCUCACACACCCACUGUAGCUGCCAGCCUGCCACUCGGACUCUCGGUGAGAACUUAGCAAGGGAUUGACAAUGCCGUCGGUGGGGGGUGUCGAGGAAGAAGAGCCCAGGGACUCAUCGGAGUACAAGCUCCGGAAGCAGCUCCUGCUGCUGGCCGCGCUCGUGGUCAGCGUCACCUACGUGGCAGGGCUCACUCCGCCAGGCGGAGUGUGGCAGGACGAUGGGCCUGGCGUCAACGCUGGAGGCCCCGUCCUCCGGAUCACGCACCGCCGCCGGUUCCUCUCAUUCUACUACUGCAAUUCCACCGCGCUCGCCGCGUCGCUCGUGGUCAUCUUCCUCCUCCUCCUCAAGAACCCCACCAGGAUACAGCUCGCCGUGCUGCGGCUGGUCAUGGUGCUCGACCUGCUCGGCCUCAUGGGGGCCUACCUCGCCGGCAGCUGCGGCGACAGGCCCGCCACCGUGUACGCCACGGCGCUGGUGCUCGCGCUGUCGGCCUACGUCGGCGUCCACAUCCUCCAGGGCUUGUCGCACUCCCAACCCCCACCAGCGCCGGUGGAAAGCGUCGGCGGCGGCGAGGAGGAGAAUCUCCGGCGACGCGCCGCCGCGUCCUCCAGCGUCCUCAAGCCCAAAGAACGGUGCAAGGUCUUGCUGCUGCUCGCCACCUUCACCACGGCCCUCACCUAUGUCGCCGGCCUGAAUCCGCCCGGCGGCUUCUGGGACACGCUGGACGGCGGCCGGCGUGGAGGCUACCGACCCGGCGACUCUCUCGUCGAGGUGCACCACCGCGGCCACUUCAGGAUGUUCUUCUACUGCAACACAACCGCGUUCGUCGCGUCGCUCUUCAUCAUCGUGCUCCUCCUGGACAAGAAACUCAGCGCCAGGACGGCGCGGUCAUUCGCGCUGCACGUGUUCGUCCUCAGCGCGCUGCUCGGCCUGUUGGCGGCCUACGACGCCGGUAGCUGCCGAGACGCCAACUGCAGUGUCUAUGUCGUCAGCCUGUUCGGGGCAGUUCUCGCGUUCAUCUUCCUCACAAUGGUGGCUAUCAUCUCACUGAAGGGCCUUUGUGCCGACCCGGCACCGGAAUCUAACAACAAUAAUCGUGUCCACGACGAUGAAGCGACAUCACCGGCGACCUCAAAUGCACAUGGCAGCGUCGUCAACAAUGCAGGAGAGGUGAGCACAGCCAACACGAUCGAGAAAAAGGCAAUAAAGAAGGUGAAGUCUCUCGUUCUGCUCCUUGCCAAUCUCGCGGCGACCGUCACCUACCAGGCAGGUCUGGACCCGCCGGGUGGCUUCUGGCCUGACGACGGCGAGGGGCACCGCGCCGGCGACGCGAUACUCCUGUCGAAGGAUCCGGCGCGCUACAAGGCCUUCUUCUACUGCAACUCGGCGGCCUUCGUGGUGUCCCUGGUAGUCAUCCUCAUGGUCCAGAACGUGAGGCUGGUCAAGAGCCACACCUUGCUGGUGGCCAUGAUGCUGGACAUGUUCGCCCUCAUCGGAGCCUACGCCGCCGGGAGCUGCCGUGACCUCAGGACCUCCGUCCAUGUCGUGGCCCUCGCCGGUGCCGUCCUCGCCUACGUUCUGGUACACGUCCUGUUUUUCACGCUUCGGGCAACCGACUCCGACGGCACGGUGCCGGAGAAGAAGCACAAGCGGCUGCUCUUGGUAGCGAUCCUGGUCGCCACCAUCACUUACCAGGUUGGUCUGACGCCGCCGGGCGGAUUCUGGAUCGAGGAGAACCUCCGCCUCGGACGCCACGCCGGCGGCGCCGUCUUGCUUGACAAGUACCCGCGCCGCUUCGAGGUCUUCUUCUACUGCAACACGGUGAGCUUCAUGGCGUCCAUCGCGCUCAUCCUCCUCCUCGUCAACCCCAACCUCUCCCGCCUCGCCAUACGGUGCUACGCGCUGUACGCGUGCCAGGUGGCCAGCCUGUUUGGUCUCAUGGGCGCUUACGCUGCCGGCAGCGCCCGGAGGCUUCGGACAUCAAUCUUUGCGCUCGUGCUCGUGGUCCUGGUGAUUGCCUUCUUCGUCGCGAACAUCAUCGUGUUCAGAUUGUUCAAAACGAGGACGUCGUCGGCUUCAGCGGAUGCGCCGGCAGCGGCAGAGGAAGAAGAACCUACGACAGCCAGAGAUGCCGAAGAGACGGAGUACCGCGACGAGGUGUACGCCAAGCGCAAGUACCUGAUGCUGCUCGGGAUCCUCGCCGCGAGCGUCACAUACCAGGCCGGCCUAGCGCCGCCGGGCGGCCUGUGGCAGGACGACGGCGGCGGCACUCAGCAGCGAGAGGCUGGGAACCCGGUGCUGCACGACACUGACCAGCGCCGCUACCACGUGUUCUUCUACAGCAACUCCACCUCCUUCGUCGCGUCGGUGGUCGUCAUCGCGCUUUUGCUGCAGCAGAUCCUGCGGCGGCACCGCCCGGAGAAUCACGAGCUGCUCCUGCUCGCCACGAACACUGCCGUCGUGCUGGAUCUGCUGGGCCUCCUGGCGGCCUACGCGGCCGGAAGCACCAGGGAGUGGGGGAACGUCGCCGUGUUGCCUGUUCUUGUUCUGAUUUUCAUGGCGAUCCACGUCGCGGUUUGGUUGUUCGGUGAGAGACGACGAUGCAGCCAAGGUGGUGGCGGAGGAAGUGCGAGCGGCCGGAUGGAAGAACAAGUAGUAAAUGGUCAUGAUCAGUCUUCCCAUGUUGAGAACGUUUAGAUUAUUAGUUCUUACCCUGGCGGUGUCAUGUGCACGCUUGGCUGCAGAGUUGUGUUUAUAAUCCUAAGGGCUUAUGUGGAGGUUGCAAGACGGGUUUUAAUGAAUUGUGUUCU
Messenger RNA from Setaria italica (foxtail millet), 2845 nucleotides. RefSeq lists its product as uncharacterized. Lineage: Eukaryota; Viridiplantae; Streptophyta; Magnoliopsida; Poales; Poaceae. Bases 105 to 2732 code for a protein of 875 amino acids. The transcript has 2 exons. The record is from RefSeq and is a predicted model, not a curated record.